ACUACUUUGAUCCCUUACAAGAGUAAAUUCAAGGGGGCAGCUGAGUGACUCAGUGGAUUGAAUAUCAGUUCUAGAGAUAGGGGGUCCUAGGAUCAAAUCUGACCUCAGACACUUCCUAGCUGGCAAAUUCCUUAACCCCCUUUGCCUAUCCUUGGCUGCUCUUAUUGGUUCUAGGCAGAAGGCAAGGGUUAAAAAAGAGUAAAUUCAAACUAACAGUGAGAGCCACAUUCAUUCUUUUCACCAGAGUUUACUUUUGGAUGUGACAUAAUUGAUAAAUAAGUUUCUCUCUUGCUUUUGACAUGAUCCACUGUUGGUGGGUCAGGCAGGUCAUUUGGACUCAACCAAGAUAAGCUGGAUGAGAAAAAAAGAAUGAACAUAUCUGGCUUGGGUACUUUCCUUAAAAGAACAGUCUAAAAAGAACUUACCCAUCAGAAGAAGAGGCCCAGAAUGGGAAAGCUACAGGGUCAGACUGAAGUUCCAAAGGGGGAAGUCUGAGGCAUUGUAAAAAGAAGUCUGGAAAUUCAGAAGGAAUCCCAAAAGAGAGUGAAAGGAAACACCCAUGGAAAUUCUAUGCACUCUAUUUGUCACUAACAAGGUCUUACCAUUACCCUUCAUCAUGUAUUUCCAAGAGCUGGUUCAACAACUCCACCCUUGACACAGAAACACACACACACACACACACACACACACACACACACAUAAACACAAACACAAGUUGUCAAGAAACAAGUACCAGUGCAUGCAUGCUUCCAGGACUGUAUCCUCAAUAGCCCUUUCCCCCUACCUCUCAUGUAUAAUUCACAUUUAACAGUAGGCCCAACUUUGCCCAGCUAAUACAUUAUUUUUUCUCCAAAGGAUAUUAACACUUAGCAGAGCAAAAACAAAAAACAAAACCUAUCAAUAGUGCCACAGCAAGGCAUUUUUCUUAAGACUCUUUCCAGCCAGGACACCUGGCCAGGAAGGUGAGAAUCGAGAACUGAAGUUUUCUUCCACCAGACUAAGUGAAUCGAUUUCCCUUUUGGAAGGCUACCCCAAUGGGUCCCUACAUUGCACCAACUACAAUUCACAAUCUCAAUUCAAAAGUCUGGUUGACCCAAAAGAGGUCAGUUUAGCAUAUUGAGAGGAGCAACGCACAGAUUUGUUCCUUCUUCUUCACCAGUCCAACAAGCUGUUGCUAGUCUCCCAGAGGGGCUGAAUGUCAAUAUGAUGUAGGUCCAAACUAAUUUAUCGCCUGCUUACCGCUUGGGCAAUCUUGAGGGGAAGCCCUAAUAGCCCCACCACUUGCCUUUGUGAGAGUUGGGGGCUCCCACCAGGAGGGCAGAUAUUGAGCAGAGGCAAAACAGCUCAAACAUUUCCAACUCCUGCCAGUGCCACAUGUGAUCACUGGGGCUCCUCCUCCCAUUUCAGCUCAGCUGCGCCAGAUUCGUAGCUUUGGGGAGCGGGGGGGGGGGGAGGUCUGAUUUGGAGACCAGCUCAGACUCCCAACUCCUCUUGGACUCUAGUUCUGCAGCUUCCGUAGCUCCUCAGCAGGCAUCUGUUUUCCUUCCUAUGUGUCAGCUACAGCUGUAGUAGGGAAACAGGGGAGAAAAAGAAGGGCGAUAGCAGCAUCAGGUAUCAUGAGCUCCUGCUGAGUUCCUGGAAGAGAAAGGAAAAGGAGGCGGCCGCAGCGGCGGCGGCAGCAGCAAAAGCAGCAGCAGCAGGAGCAGCAGCAGCAGGAGCAACAGCAGCAGCAGCAGCAGCAGCUUUGGCGGCGGCAGAGGCUCCGCUUAGCUCUAGGCUCCUCAACCUGCUGUUCAUACCCGGCCCUGGAGAUUCUUUUUCUUCCUCAUAGGGGAAGGCAAAGGCUCCCCUAUGAAUCGCAAGGCAAGCGAGAAUGUGGAGUAUACCCUGCGGAGCCUGAGCAGCCUCAUGGGCGAGAGGCGGAGGAAGCAACAAGAUCCAGACUGGGCCAGCGCCACUGGGGAACAGAGCCUUAUUGCUGCCACUGAGUCGUUCUGUAGCCUGCAGGGUAGUGGUGGCCCCGGCCCUGGCUCAAGUACUAGUAGCGGGGACUUGGAGCGGGCAGCGCGGCGGCAGUUCCAACAGGACGAGACCCCUUCCUUCGUCUAUGUAGUGUCGGUCUUCUCAGCCCUGGGCGGCUUCCUCUUUGGCUAUGACACCGGAGUGGUGUCCGGGGCUAUGCUGCUGCUGAAGCGGCAGCUUAGCUUGGAUGCGCUGUGGCAGGAAUUGCUGGUGUCUGGAACUGUGGGGGCGGCUGCCGUCUCGGCUCUGGCCGGCGGGGCCCUAAACGGCGUAUUUGGACGCCGCGCCGCCAUCCUGCUGGCCAGUGCGCUUUUCACUGCUGGCUCCGUGGUGCUGUCGGUGGCGCAAAAUAAGGAGACGCUGUUGUGCGGCCGAGUUGUCGUGGGACUAGGGAUCGGUAUUGCUUCCAUGACAGUACCAGUGUACAUCGCAGAAGUUUCUCCACCGAAUUUAAGAGGCAGAUUAGUUACUGUCAACACACUGUUCAUCACAGGAGGGCAGUUCUUUGCAAGUAUUGUUGAUGGAGCCUUCAGUUAUCUACCAAAGGAUGGAUGGAGGUAUAUGUUGGGCCUCUCAGCCAUCCCAGCAACAAUACAGUUCCUUGGGUUUCUCUUUCUACCAGAAAGCCCAAGAUGGCUCAUUCAGAAAGGACAGACACAGAAGGCUCGGAGAAUUUUGUCACAGAUACGCGGCAACCAGAUAAUUGAUGAAGAAUAUGAUACUAUAAAAAAUAGUAUUGAAGAGGAGGAAAAAGAAGUUGGUUCAGCUGGACCUGUGAUCUACAGAAUGCUGACUUAUCCUCCAACUCGCCGAGCUUUAAUUGUGGGUUGUGGCCUACAAAUGUUCCAACAGUUAUCAGGCAUUAACACCAUCAUGUAUUAUAGUGCAACCAUUUUGCAAAUGUCAGGAGUUGAAGAUGAUAGACUUGCAAUAUGGCUAGCCUCAGUAACAGCUUUCACAAAUUUCAUCUUCACACUAGUAGGAGUCUGGCUGGUUGAGAAAGUGGGCCGAAGAAAAUUGACACUUGGUAGCUUAGCAGGUACUUCUGUAGCGCUCAUUAUCCUUGCUUUGGGAUUUUUGCUGUCAGCUCAGGUCUCACCACAAAUCUCUCUUAAGCCAACAACUCCUUCAGAUAAAAACUCCUCUUGCACAAAAUACAGCUCCUGUGAUGGAUGCAUGCUUGAUCCAGGCUGUGGGUUCUGCUAUAAAAUGAACAAAUCAGAUGUUGUAGACUCUUCAUGCAUUCCAGUCAAUAAAGAGUCAACAAACGAAGCUGCUUGGGGCAGAUGUACAAAUGAAACCAAAUUCAAAGCAGAACAAUUAUUUUGGGCAUACAAUUUCUGUCCAACUCCAUAUUCCUGGACUGUACUUAUGGGCCUUAUUUUAUAUCUAGUUUUCUUCGCACCUGGAAUGGGACCAAUGCCUUGGACAGUGAAUUCUGAAAUCUAUCCACUUUGGGCAAGAAGUACAGGAAAUGCAUGUUCAUCUGGAAUAAAUUGGAUUUUCAAUGUUCUAGUUUCCCUAACUUUUCUACAUACAGCAGAGUACCUUACAUAUUAUGGAGCCUUCUUUCUCUAUGCUGGAUUUGCUGGUUUGGGACUCAUUUUCAUCUAUAGUUGUCUUCCUGAGACCAAAGGAAGAAAACUAGAGGAAAUUGAAUCACUGUUUGAAAACAAAUUGUGUACAUGUGGUACUUUAGAUUCUGAUGAAGGGAGAUAUAUAGAAUAUAUUCGGGUGAAGGGAAGUAAUUACCAUCUUUCUGACAAUGAUGCUUCCGAUGUGGAAUAAGUUUCAGCUGCUGACCUAUCUAACCAUUAAAAAAUACUUUCUGGGUUAAAAAUAACAGUUUUUGGUGACCUCACUAUACUGUUUCUGAUCUGGUUCUUUUUUCUUUAGUUCUAAUUUUGAAUAGCUUCAUAAUUCUAAAAUAUUUAGAAAGAUUAUAUAGACUAAAUUUUAUUCUGGAACAGAGAUAAGAAAAUCGAUUUGAAGAUAUCUAAAUUUAUCAAUUCCUGGUCAAAAUCUGAUAGUCUCUUGUGUGAAUUUUUUUUUCAUAUACUGUAUUAUUCCCAUUUGGGUUCUGGAUCAGAGGCUCUGAUCAAUCAGAUUAUAUUUCCUUUGUUCUUAGAACUCCAAGGAAUGAACCACCCACCCACCAAAACCUGAUUAAUAGGUAAAGGAGACAAUGAUUCUCUAUCUACCUUUGUGACCCCCCCCCCCCAUUACUAUGAGGUUGGGAAAAGGUUGCAAAUUUGAUGAACUAUCUCCCAAUUAACUAUUUACCAGUUAGAGUCUUGGGAUAUUCGAAGGAGGAGCUGAAUAAUAAGCUCACACAAUGAUAUUUAGGAACCUAGGCCAGGGUAGUUGGGGUCUUUUCAUUGUUGAAUCAUUUGACCAGAUUAGGAUGUCUUGACCAGUAAAUUAAUAAAGUAAUUUAAAAUCCAGAAA
This is a messenger RNA of Monodelphis domestica (gray short-tailed opossum), 4470 nucleotides long. RefSeq names its product solute carrier family 2 member 13 (gene SLC2A13). Lineage: Eukaryota; Metazoa; Chordata; Mammalia; Didelphimorphia; Didelphidae. Gene Ontology annotation, biological process: transmembrane transport; myo-inositol transport. Gene Ontology annotation, molecular function: myo-inositol:proton symporter activity. Gene Ontology annotation, cellular component: apical plasma membrane. The record is from RefSeq and is a predicted model, not a curated record.